Molecule: messenger RNA, 351 nt
Organism: Mucor mucedo
Lineage: Eukaryota; Fungi; Mucoromycota; Mucoromycetes; Mucorales; Mucoraceae
Exons: 2
Coding region: 1-351 (116 amino acids)
Source: RefSeq, a predicted model, not a curated record
AUGGAAGCAUCUGCAGUGAGCCAUUUCCCUCUUCGUCAGCUCUUAGCACUAUCAAGGCCACUUCUAGGCCAAAAGACUCCCCCAGUAAGCCUGGUUGAACCAUGGCCCAAAAGAAAUGGAAAGAUCACCAGCGCUAAAAUCUACAUUCGUUUCAAGUUAGCUGGUGUUGACACAGGUCUUAUCAUCGAUAUCAUUUUUCUUGCCAAUGGUAUUCUUAGUGCUCUUGUACACGAUUUGUAUACUCCUGUAUUCACCAACAUUAUGAACAUAUCCAAAGUCAAUGUCACCAAGGUUUUUGAUCCUCUAGAUCCCGCGCAUUUCGACAAACCAAUGUUCUUUCGACACCAAUGA